Molecule: messenger RNA, 1074 nt
Organism: Ylistrum balloti
Lineage: Eukaryota; Metazoa; Mollusca; Bivalvia; Pectinida; Pectinidae
Product: chitin deacetylase 8-like
Exons: 2
Coding region: 1-1074 (357 amino acids)
Biological process (GO): carbohydrate metabolic process
Source: RefSeq, a predicted model, not a curated record
AUGAGUAUUUUAAUUCAUUUGACAAUUGGCUCCUCAUUACCAGUUUGUAAGCAAGGUGAGAACUGCAUGCUCCCGGACUGUUUUUGCAGCACAUUUAAGCAUCCGCUUGACCUAAAGACGAUUCCACAGAUGGUUUACUUUGGGUUCGACAAAGGUGCAAAAGCUGGCGCGGAAGCUUACUACAAUAGGUUAUUUCGACAUGAACGUAAAAACCCCAAUGAUUGUCCAAUCAGUUUGACUUUGUUUGUUUCUGACGCUAACAAGAAUUUUGAUCUGAUAACGGAGUAUUACAACCGAGGCUUUGAAAUUGCGAUUUUAAGUUCGAGUCACCACGUUAGCUACACGGUAGAAAGACUUAAAGCGGAAGCAAAAACACGUCGAUAUGACAUAACAAGCUUUUCAAAUAUCACUGGAGACAAAAUCCGUGGAUGGAAAAGUACCCGUCAGCAGUCAGUACGAGAUGCGCAGAUAGAAGCUUUACGAAGUAACAACUUAACCUAUGACGUGUCUUUCCCUUAUACAAGAAAAAAAAUGACAGAUUUAAAUCCAUGGCCUUUUACAUUGGAUUAUGGAUGGACAUUGCCUUGUGAAAUACAACCGUGUCCGACCGAGAAACAUCCGGGCUUUUGGGUAGUACCUGUGAACGCCAUGAGAGAUUAUGGUGACUGGGGAGCUUGUAGAUACUUUGAUUCCUGUGUUAACAAACCAUUAACUGUAAAUCAAACAUAUACAUACAUAAUGGAUAAUUUCCGUAGUCAUUACCAUGGCAAUAGAGCACCAUUUGGUAUUCACAUGCACGAGGCAUUGUUCUCGGAAUCGGCUGAACAUAUAGAAGCGAUGGACCUGGCUAUACAAGAUUUGUUGAGAUAUGACGAUGUGUAUAUUGUUGAUGUCAAUCAGGUAAUUGAAUGGAUGAAUGAACCUACAGAGCUACAGUUUAUCAGGAGUUUUAAACCAUGGAGUUGUACUUCACAAUCUGUUAGUGCUAUAACACUACCUGGCAUAUUGAUUUUCAGCAUCGCUAUAUUGUGUAUUUUUGUUUACAUUAGAGUUAUGACUAAACUAUCUGGGUAG